Molecule: messenger RNA, 1062 nt
Organism: Pimephales promelas (fathead minnow)
Lineage: Eukaryota; Metazoa; Chordata; Actinopteri; Cypriniformes; Leuciscidae
Source: RefSeq, a predicted model, not a curated record
UCAUGUGAUCAUGUGACAAUAUCACAACAAAAAUGUCUGCCUGCUUUUCGCUGCGGUAAAUUCUUUAAUCGUUUCACAAAAAUAUCAAAAGAGCGUGUGCAUUUGCGUCAAACCUACUGCGAAGCUGGCAUCAAAUUAAGACUUAUUUUAAACCAACUGAGUCAGAUAGUGAAUAUUUUUCUACCGGCAUCAUGGAGCCCACCGCAUCGGGAAUAUUCUGUAACAGGAUGCUCAGCAUGGUGAACUCUGAGGAUGUGAACGCCAUCAUUCAAGCUCAGAGACAUAUGCUGGACCGGUUUGAGAAGACCAAUGAGAUGCUGAUCAACUUUAAUGGGCUGUCCAAUGUGCGCUUACAGCAGAUGAAUGAACACUUUCUAAUGCACACCCGUACAUUAAUAGAGAUGAAGAAAGAUUUGGACAGCAUCUUCAGACGAAUAAGGACUUUAAAAGGCAAGGUUGCGAAACAAUAUCCAGAGGCCUUUAGCAACAUCAAUGAAUGUUCCAACCUGGAGGAUGAUGAUGAUGAGUUUGACCCCAUCCCCCCCAGUGUGGCCACCACCAUCACCACCACUGCAACGUCCGAGCAGAGCACAGAGUCAUGUGACACAAGCCCUGAUGUGAUAUCACCCACCAUUAGCUGCUGUUCCGAAGACCCCUCUCAAGAGAACACCGGCACACCAACCUCUGACAGUCACGAACCGGCAGUGUUACGGGACGAGGGUCCAGAUUCAGCUGACAUUUAAAUUUCAUCCAGAUGCCACUUAAUGAUGCAAGUCUACAAUUUAAUGUUUACUGUGUAAAAUUGUGCUACUAAUUUGGUGUUAUUUUCAGUUUUCUGUUGCAUAUAUUUAAAUGACUGCUGUGGUAAUAGCCUUGAAAAUUAAUUUUAACUAUUUUGUGCAGAUAAAACAAUUCCAAAGAUGAUUAUGAUACAAUUAAAUACAGACAUGUUUACCUGGUGCUGUGUAAUAUUUCAUGUUCAAAACCGCAAUAGUUAUUAUCUAGUAUUAUUAUUUUUUGAUUCAGAAAUGCUUGUCAUGAAUAAAAGCUUUGUAACUGUGA